AAUUCACGAUUGUGAAUCCGUGACGUUUGGAAACGGCUGUUGACCUUUUCGCUGUCAAGUUAAAUGCGGAAAUGUAUUAAUUUUCGUAUUUUUUUAUACAAACUCAGUAAAAUUAUAUACUCACCAAUGUGCUGUGAAUAUUAUGUGAUAUAAAUAAGUGAACCUGAAUUCCGACGUUGAAACUACUUUCAACUCAUCGAACUUGUUCUGCGCCCCCGUAGGGCGUGUUACGUUUUUUUAUCAAUAAAACUAUAUAUGGAUCACGAGGAGGAGUAUCAUGAUCCGGACUACGCCGGCACGUCGUCCAGCAUCAAGGAAGAGACCACGACCCUCACCGAAGAGGAUAAAGUGGAGAAAAUCAGAAAUGUCGUUCGCCGGGAGUUCAAUAGGGAAUUGGAAGUGAGGGAGAACGAGAUAAUGUUGAUCGACCAGCGGAUGUGUACGUCGCGCCGUAUGCUGCACCGGUUGCGCUACGUGCUCGUGGAUAACUACUUCCACGAGCAGAAGCUGCAGCUCACCGCCGGCAAGGUGGAGAGUGAGGUGGCCAUGCAGCUGGAACCCAGGGCCAGAGCCGAGGUGUCGGCCGUGCUGCGUAACGAUCAGCGCCGGCUGCACCCGUCGGUGAGGAAGCUGCUCGGCAAGGACACCACGGACCUGGACGAGAUAUUCCGCAACCGGGGGCCCAGGAACAAGACCAGGAAAAAUUACUCAGCGAUGGUGCAGACGCGCAACUAUACGGUGUCUGGCGACAAGGGCCGGCCGCCGGCGGAGUCCCCGGAGCCCCCGGAGGUCCCGGAGCCCCCCCCGGGGGCGGCGGGCGGCAGCAGGCCCCGCAAGCUGCCGCGACAUAUCGAACCCAAACCACAGAAUGUAUGCACGCUGGACGCCGCCACCAGGAACAAGAUGAAGCACAGAUACAGAAUCAUUAUAGGCAACACGUCCAAGUACACGCCCCCGGCGUCCCGAGCGGACCGCGCCACGCACACGUGGCUGCUGUACGUGCGAGGACCGCCCGCACGACCGCAGCUCACGGCGCUCCUCACACACGUGCGCGUCAGGCUGCACCCCUCCUACGCGCCGCACCACACCGUGCUCGUGCAUAAGCCCCCGUUCCACGUGUGCCGGCGCGGGUGGGGCGAGUUCCCGGCGCUGGUGGAGCUGCACUUCCCGCUGCCGGACCGCAACCCGCCCGCAGCAGUCACGCACACCAUCAAGCUGGACCGGGACUACACCGGCCUGCAGACGCUCGGUGGGGAAACAAUAGUAGACGUGUGGUUGUACAGUUCGCCGGAAAUGUUAAAGUACGAGUUUAAAGAGGAAGACGAGGAGACACCGGCGGAAGUGGUCCCCAAAGAGCCAGAGAUCAAAACCGAGGUCCCCGAAGAGGAUACGGAGUGGAUGAACUUCUUCAACAAUGAGCCGACGGAGUUGGAUGUGGACGCUAUGAUCAUAAAACCUAACAAAGACAACGAUAUUAAUACAAAAGACGUAGAUGUAAAUACAGCUAAAGUUAAAGAAGAAAAUAUUACAGAUCUAGAGCCUUUAACGGAGAGUGCAGCCCAAAAUGAAUGUACCGACGAGGAACCGAAACAGAAUGAUUCCUCAGUAAAGUUGAGUUACAAAUGUUUGGACUCGCCCACAGAUAUACCGAAAGAGUUACUCAACCAGCCGACUUCCUUAAAGAAGAGAAUAAUGAAAUACAUAGAUCCCACGACGGGUAAGAUCUACUAUCUAGAAGUGGACCGGAAUUUAGAUCUGUCUAAAUGGCACGAGAUUAUUAUAAAUAACACGAAGAUCGCAAAAUUGAAUCCAAUCAAAUCGAAUGGAUUGAAGAAUGUAAGGAAAAAGAAAGGAGUGUCGUUGUUAAAGCCAGAAGUGCAGAACUUGUUGAAGAACGAUAGCAAUAACUUUAAUAUAUACUCGCAUAUAGAGAAUGACCAUUGUUAUUUAGCUUCCAAUUGGAAGAAAGCUAGUGAUUAUAAUGAGACUAGAAUUUUAGAGUACGUCGAGCCAACCAUAGAGGAUACGGUUGUUAAAGAGGAAGAGUCGCUGUACGAUUGUCUGUGUGGAGCGGUAGUUAGACUCACUAAUGUUCGCAUGGCUGUCGGAUACUUGCUGAAGAAGAUACCUCUAAUAAGCGAUGAAGCGAGGGAUCCAGAUUUCCUAAAAUAUUUCCCAUUUGUGGUGGAGAACGAACAGAAGUAUUGGAAGUUGGAUAUCGCGAAACGGAGAAAUAUUGAGUGGUCAAGAGCGAAACUAAUAAACAAAAUUCUAACAAAUCACCUAGUCACAAAAGAGCAGAUAUGGCGAACAAAGCAGAUCCUGGUGUACUCUCGGCUGCACGGCUACCACGAGCUGCGACCGGAGGCCGACCAGCCGCCGCCGGAGACCGACGAGUGGUCCUCCUGGAACGAUCUCGAAAAUUCCAGAAGGAUGGAGUCCAACAUCCGGCAGAUAUACCCGAACGCGGCGGAUAUAUCCAGUCUUAGUGUGUUCAAUAGUGAAAUAUAUGACAAUAGCUUAUCGGAGUCCAUCGAAGUGACGGACUCUGAUGAGGAGGUGGAUAUAGUGCAGUGUGAGUUGCCAGUUAAAGUGAUAAAAGAAAUAAACGAAGCCCCCUCCGACUGUGAUAGUGGUCUGACAGUGUUGCCAGUGGAGGACGAGGAUGACAGACUGAGGUUCAUGUACAUAGAGAAGAAGUGCGCCGACAUCGGUAUAGAGCUGAGGAAUGAGGAUGUUGGGAACGGAUACUCUUACAGCGCGGUGCACGCGGUGGUGUCCGCGGCGACGCGUUGUUACCUGGACGACCUCCUGCGGGCCGCGCUCGCCGCCGCGCGCCGCACGCCCACUCACCUGCCGCCGGUCUGGACCGGGUCAGUCACACACCAUUAUUUUAUACUGAACACUAACUAACCACCCACAGGAUGG
Molecule: messenger RNA, 2928 nt
Organism: Achroia grisella
Lineage: Eukaryota; Metazoa; Arthropoda; Insecta; Lepidoptera; Pyralidae
Gene: D12
Exons: 9
Coding region: 256-2913 (885 amino acids)
Biological process (GO): chromatin remodeling; regulation of transcription by RNA polymerase II
Cellular component (GO): NuA4 histone acetyltransferase complex
Molecular function (GO): histone binding
Source: RefSeq, a predicted model, not a curated record